Molecule: messenger RNA, 2459 nt
Organism: Amaranthus tricolor (Joseph's coat)
Lineage: Eukaryota; Viridiplantae; Streptophyta; Magnoliopsida; Caryophyllales; Amaranthaceae
Product: protein EXECUTER 2, chloroplastic
Exons: 11
Coding region: 78-2054 (658 amino acids)
Biological process (GO): singlet oxygen-mediated programmed cell death; response to singlet oxygen
Cellular component (GO): thylakoid membrane
Source: RefSeq, a predicted model, not a curated record
CCUCUUCCUGAGUUCUAUUUCAUUAAUUUCGACUCUUACCUUCAUCUCUCCUUUCUCUCUCUCUCUCUCUCUCUAAAAUGGCGGUGACCAAUCCGUGGGGUAUGGCCCGUUCAAUCCCGCUUUCCCAAACUUCCAACUCUUCUUCAUCCAAUUCCCUUUUGAAGAAAAAGCAGCUACUUAAUACCUCCAAUUGCGUCAAUCUGAGACUAUUUCUGGGUUCUCAUUAUCAAGGAUUUUUUAAUCGUAGAACUUCCCGUUUAUGUUGCCGUUGUAUCAACAGCAAUAACGACUAUGAAAUUAAUGAUAAUGUUCCCAGCAUUAGCAUUAGCAUUAGCAAUAGCAAUAGCAAUUAUACUAAUGAAUGGGAUUGGAAUCGUUGGAACCGUCACUUCUCUGAAAUUGAGCAAGCUGACAGCUUUUCCUCUCUUCUUAAGUUUCAACUUGAGGAAGCUGUUGAAAGGGAGGAUUUUAAAGAAGCUGCAAAAUUAAAAUCUGCUCUUGUCGAAGCUACUUCAAAGGACACAGUAGCUGAGAUAAUGUCUGAACUCAAGAAAGCAAUUGCUGAAGAACGAUAUCAUGAUGCUUCAAAGUUGUCUAAAGCUACUGGAAGUGGUUUGGUGGGGUGGUGGAUAGGCAAUGCGAAAGAUUCUGAUGACCCAUUUGGCCGACUUGUACGUAUAACUCCUGGAGUUGGCAAGUUCAUUGGCCGCAGUUACACACCAAGGCAGCUUGUGACUGCCUCUCCUGGAACCACAUUAUUUGAAAUAUAUGUUGUCAAAGACACUGAUGAUACAUAUGCAAUGCAGGUGGUGUACUUGCAGAGAUCCAAAGGUAGUCCAGUAAGCUCGACCAGUUUGCAACCAAAACCAACUAGAGAAUCACCUAAUAGUGAGUCUGAAGAUCCUUCUUCGGUGGAUUUUCAGACUAACGAAGACAAACCCGAGAAACAAGAAGAGAAGAUUUUGAACAUUGAAGGGGCUACUGAGGAGGGAAUUAAGAGUGUGAUCAAUUUUCUUAAAGAUAAAAUUCCAGGAUUAAACGUUAAAGUCAUGAACAUCAAUGUAACAGACCAAGUUCUGGAAGACAGUGACACUGUGAAGCAAUUGAAAGAGGACGAGUCGGAGGAUGAUGUUGAAAAUUCUGAGGAAGUUGAUGUUUCAGAUGAGGAUGAAAGCGACAGGAUUAGGAUGGAUGGAGAUAGCGAUUCUUAUGAUGAUGAGAAAGAUUUAGACAUGAAGGUUUUUGUUGGAGGCAUUGUCCACAAUGAGGACGAUAUCUCAUCAAAAGAGGACUAUAUUCGCUUACCAGCUCAAAUCAGGGAGGCAGAGAAAGAUUCUUUCCUUCUACAUAUUCCUGGUAUUCGUGGAAAUGAAGAAAGUAUGGCGUCUAAUGUCAAAGUAGCUGCUUUAGCAGCUCGUGGUGUUUCUGAUCUCAUGCCCGCUGAUGUUGCCAAGGCAUUUCUGGGUAGUGAGAAAAUAUCCCCAAAGGUAUCCAGGAAUGUGCGUGAAAUAGUUAAGCUUGCAGUCAGUCAAGCACAGAAGAAGAAUAAACUUUCUGAAUAUACAAAAUUUAAUAGGAUACAGAUUCCCAGAGGCAAUUUGGAUCCUUUUGAUGGGCUAUAUGUUGGUGCUUUUGGACCUUAUGGAACCGAGAUAGUUCAGUUAAGGCGCAAAUUUGGUCGAUGGAAUAGUGGGAUUGAAUCAGAGAACCCCGCAGAUGUGGAGUUUUUUGAAUAUGUUGAGGCUGUUAAGCUAACUGGAGACCUGAAUGUUCCUGCUGGCCAGGUUACUUUUCGUGCUAAAAUUGGGAAAGGGAAUCGCCUCUCCAAUCGGGGGAUAUAUCCUGAUGAACUCGGAGUGGUAACAAGCUAUAAAGGACAAGGAAGAAUUGCAGAAUUUGGUUUCAAAAACCCCAAAUGGGUUGAGGGUGAACUUCUCCAACUCAAUGGCAAGGGUGCCGGACCUUAUUUUCGUGGGGCAGAUCUCGGUUUUCUGUACGUUGUCCCAGAGCAAAGUUUUCUUGUGCUAUUUAAUCGUUUAGAUCUACCAGAAUGAGCCGUUGCGCUGCCAUCUAUUUUUAUUACUUAUCAUACACCCUUAGCAAUUAGCAUAGAGAGAGCAAAAGAUAUAUAAACUUGAAGGCUAGUAUGAGUUUGGGUAUUGGCCGUGCAGCACGAUGUUCAGUUGGCAAUAGCUGAUAUGAACAAUUUUGAUACCUUUGCCAUUGCUUCCGGCCAUGUUUAAACACCUCCAGCAUCAUGUAUUUGGAUAUUAAACCAGAGUUUUUAUCUUCUAAUCCUUUUAUGUGCAUAAAGUAUAAUACUAGAGUUGGCUGUUAUAGUAGAUGUGUAUUAAGAGUUUGAGCUGCGUUAGACGUGUAAUAUAUGUAAAAUAACUCCCAUUGGGUACUAAUAUGUAUGAAACAUGUUUUGUUGCUUUUACAGAAGCUGUUUUUUGUUA